This is a messenger RNA of Lycium barbarum (goji berry), 486 nucleotides long. RefSeq lists its product as uncharacterized. The transcript has a single exon. The record is from RefSeq and is a predicted model, not a curated record. Lineage: Eukaryota; Viridiplantae; Streptophyta; Magnoliopsida; Solanales; Solanaceae. The coding region runs from base 1 to 486 and encodes 161 amino acids.
AUGGCUGAUUCCAGUGGCAAUUCUAAUACUUUUUCGCCUCCUCAACCUUCGUCCCCACUGGUUACACGUCCCUCUCGUCCAGUUGUGCCUCCUGAGCGUACCCACCAAAUGCGUCUUCGUUACAUGCCUCCUACUACUAACCUCUCUGUCUCUUCUCUUUCUCCUCCAUCCCAUGAACCUACAUGCUUCUCUGAAGCAAACAAACACAGUGAAUGGCGGGCUGCAAUGGCUCAAGAAAUGGAUGCCCUUCUACGCAAUGGCACUUGGACAUUGGUUCCUUAUAACUCCUCCAUGAAUGUUCUUGGUUGCAAGUGGGUGUUUCGCAUCAAAAGAAAUGCUUCCGGCACUAUUGAGCGCUAUAAAGCUCGUCUAGUAGCCAAAGGUUUUCAUCAGCUUGAAGGCAAGGAUUACUCUGAAACGUUCAGUCCUAUUGUCAAACCAGCCACCAUUCGAGUUGUUCUAGCUAUUGCCACAUCUCAUGACUAG